This is a messenger RNA of Cucurbita pepo subsp. pepo (vegetable marrow), 1707 nucleotides long. Its product is annotated as maltose excess protein 1-like, chloroplastic. Gene Ontology annotation, cellular component: chloroplast envelope. Gene Ontology annotation, molecular function: maltose transmembrane transporter activity. The record is from RefSeq and is a predicted model, not a curated record. Lineage: Eukaryota; Viridiplantae; Streptophyta; Magnoliopsida; Cucurbitales; Cucurbitaceae.
CUAAAUAUCUCACAGACCCAUCUCAGGAACACUCCAAAUUAGAUCUUCUUUGUCUUAUUAACGCUCAUAAUCGAGAUUCUUUCCGCGCGCUCCUCUCAUUUCUCCCUCUCUCUUUCUCUCUCUCGCUCUACUAGCGAAUCAAUUGUCGUUGUGUCUGUCAGAAAUCUGAGCUUACCGCGAUGACAAUGGUGGGUAAGCCCCCAUUGGCUUCCAAUAGGGCAAGAGAUCCUUUUCGACGAGACCCAUUUGUGUUCUCCUCGGCUUCAAUUCCUUCGAAGCCCAUUUCCCUCUUUUUCCCUCUCAAUAACCCAAAUCCGCAGAAUUUCUUUUGUUUGAAGCAGGCGCUGCCAUUCAGUUCGCGAUUAACCUUGCCGCACCGCCGUCUUUCUCCGGUCUCCGCCUCGGAAUCCGACGUCCCUCAAUCACAUCACCAGGGAUCUGAGACCUUAAGGGACAGCAAAAGGCUUGAGGAAUGGAGUUCAUUGACAGCAAAGUUCUCUGCAGCAGCAAAUAUCCCUUUUAUGUUGCUACAAUUGCCUCAGAUUAUCCUUAACGCCCGAAACCUUUUAUCUGGAAACGAAACCGCGCUUUUGGCAGUUCCAUGGCUGGGGAUGUUAACUGGUUUGCUUGGGAACCUUGCAUUGUUGUCAUACUUUGCGAAGAAGAGGGAGAAGGAGGCCAUGUUAAUUCAAACAUUAGGAGUAGUUACAACAUAUAUAGUUUUUGCUCAGCUUGCAAUAGCAGGGGCCAUGCCCUUGCCUUACUUUGCAGCCACGUCGGCGGUCGUGGCUUCUGGUCUUGUUAUAAACUUCAUGAGUUUCCUUAAUGUUCUUCCUGUUCUAAUCUUGAAAUUUUGGGAAGAUUUCAUCACUAUUGGUGGAUUUUCUGUCCUACCCCAGGUUAUGUGGUCUACUUUUGUUCCGUUCAUACCGAAUAGUAUCUUGCCUGGAAUCAUUGCUUUGGUUGCUGCACUUCUUGCGGUUGCUUUGGCACGCACUGGAAAACUUCCUGAAAAAGGUGUAAAAUUUGUUGGAGCAUUAUCUGGAUGGACAGCAACACUCCUCUUCAUGUGGAUGCCGGUUUCACAAUUGUGGACUAAUUAUCUAAAUCCUGAGAACAUCAAAGGCUUAUCAGCUCUUACAAUGCUUCUUGCCCUGAUUGGAAAUGGUCUUACGCUCCCACGUGCUCUAUUCAUUCGAGACUUCAUGUGGUUCUUGGGUUCGGGUUGGGCUGUUUUGUUUUACGGAUACGCCAACAUUGUAUGCUUGUACUGCUGCAGCGGCGUGAGCAGGGAGUUCUUCAUUGUUGCAACUGCUGGUCUUUUCUCCUGGAUAGGUUUUUUCAUCUGGAGAGACUCUGAGGCAUAUGGAUUCCGCUCACCUUUAAUGUCUAUUAAAGAGCUACUUUUUGGAUCAUGACUGCCUUGUUCGAGCUUGAAGAGAGCGAGCGAGAUUUCAAGGUUCGAGACAAAUGCAAUUUAAAAUCAAAACUGAACCGAAGGGCUUUGUUUGAUGGCUGCAAACAGUGGUUUGAAUAUAGCUCAAGCAGGAACAGUGUUGUGAAGAGGGAAAAAAGUAAUCUCCGUAGGCUAUGGAGAGAGCCAAGUUAUUUUUUUUGUACAUAUUAUGCUUUGAAAAAAAUAUGCAAAGCUUUCUUGUAUAUUAUGACUGAAAUAUGUUGACCUAAUAAAAUCAUUCUUUAUUGUCA